Molecule: messenger RNA, 870 nt
Organism: Limanda limanda (common dab)
Lineage: Eukaryota; Metazoa; Chordata; Actinopteri; Pleuronectiformes; Pleuronectidae
Gene: ccdc3b
Product: coiled-coil domain containing 3b
Exons: 4
Coding region: 1-870 (289 amino acids)
Biological process (GO): negative regulation of gene expression
Cellular component (GO): extracellular region
Source: RefSeq, a predicted model, not a curated record
AUGUUACUCAGUGAAGUGACAGUAAGACGUCCCACUCUGUGCCGGAUCAUGUGGAUUAUUGUGGCGCUGGUCCUGGUGGCGGCGGGUCCCGGGGGGAGCUGGGGGUGUCAGCUGCCCCACGACUGGAGACCGCAGACCGAAGCGUGCCGGGCCGAGCUGGCGGAGAUCAUCGUCUUUGCCAAGGUGCUGGCUCUGCACAAGGAGUCGUACAGUAUGUACAACUACCUGCCGUGGCAGCACGACACAGACCUGCUCUUCUCCGCAGAGAUCGAGCUGCUGUGCGACCAGUCGUGGGGCAGUAUGCUGGAGGUGCCUGCCGGCUCCAGGUUCAAUGUCACCGGCCUGGGAUACUUCCCCUGCUUCUCCUACAGUGUCACCAAAGACAACAACUACUACUUCUUCCUCAGGAUGGAUGAGAACUACAACAUUGUCCCUCAUGGAGUGAACUUCCAGGACCCCAUCUUCCCUGACACUCCAGACAACCAUCGCAUGUUUGCAAGCCUCUUCCAGUUUUCCAAUUGCACUCCCGGCACUCAGGUCCACACCUUCACCCCAGAGUGGGAGGCUCAGGAGGACAGCAGGUUGCUGUGCUCCGCGGUGCAGAAAGCUCUGUUCGAGGAGGAAGAGAGGGUGAGGACUCUCUCCCAGAAGGUGCGCACCUUGGAGAAAGCCAAUGGCCAUCUGCGCGAAAAGGUGAAGACCAUGAAGCGUCUGCUGCGCCAGGCCCAACGAGAAACCACAAAGGAGCAGCAGACCCUUAACCUCAAACAGCUUUACGAGCCGAAGUCGCCCCACCCAGAUCAGGACACUACCCAGGACCAGAAGAACCCUCCCCCCAAAAAGGCCCUCUCCAAGAAGCUGAAAAACUAG